This is a messenger RNA of Ctenocephalides felis (cat flea), 1561 nucleotides long. Its product is annotated as dolichyl-diphosphooligosaccharide--protein glycosyltransferase subunit STT3A-like. NCBI's taxonomy places the organism in Eukaryota, Metazoa, Arthropoda, Insecta, Siphonaptera, Pulicidae. The transcript has 10 exons. Gene Ontology annotation, molecular function: dolichyl-diphosphooligosaccharide-protein glycotransferase activity. The coding region runs from base 1 to 1557 and encodes 518 amino acids. The record is from RefSeq and is a predicted model, not a curated record. Gene Ontology annotation, cellular component: membrane. Gene Ontology annotation, biological process: post-translational protein modification.
AUGUUCUCCUUCAAAGUUUCUUCCUGGGGGAGGUACGUGUUCCUAAUCAACUUGAUACCCUUACACGUUUUGUGUUUAAUGCUAACUGGCAGAUUUGGCCAUCGUGUAUACGUUGCUUACAGUACUGUAUAUUGUGUAGGAACAAUAUUGUCGAUGCAGAUAUCUUUUGUUGGAUUCCAACCAGUGCAGAGCUCUGAACAUAUGCUGGCGUUAGGAGUGUUUGGUCUGUGCCAAAUCCAUGCAUUCGUAGAUUAUUUAAAGAGCAAAUUAUCGGCCACGGAGUUUGAGAUAUUAUUUAAAGCAUUGGUGUACGUAGUCGCAACUAUUACAGUUGUUGCCGGAUCUUUACUGGCAGUCUCUGGAAAAAUUGCGCCUUGGACAGGAAGAUUUUAUUCGUUAUUAGAUCCGUCGUAUGCUAAAAACCAUAUUCCUAUAAUAGCUUCUGUUUCUGAACAUCAGCCAACAUCAUGGUCAUCAUUUUAUUUUGAUCUACAACUUUUGGUCUUUCUAUUUCCUGCAGGAUUAUACUUCUGUUUUUCAAAAUUAUCGGAUGCCAACAUAUUUUUAAUAUUGUACGGAGUUACGAGCAUUUACUUUGCAGGUGUAAUGGUCCGAUUGAUGCUUGUCCUAGCCCCAGUCAUGUGUAUCUUAUCAGGAAUUGCUGUAUCAUCGCUCCUCCUCACAUACAUGAAGCAACUCGAUGACAACACUGGACACACAACAAAUGUAGGCGGAGGAGGUGGAUUCAAAAGGAAAGAUGUCAGCGAUAGAAAAGCUAAGAAAUUGGAAAGUCGAUCACCACUGAGAAAGCAGAUAGCAACAGCCUUCGUCUGCAUAAUGACAUUAUUGUUGAUAUCGUAUACCUAUCAUUGCACUUGGGUGACCGCUGAAGCUUACAGUUCUCCAAGCAUAGUUCUAUCAGCUAAAUCACAUGAUGGUGGAAAAAUUAUAUUUGAUGACUUCCGAGAAGCUUAUUAUUGGCUGCAGAUGAAUACACCUCAGGAUGCUCGUGUGAUGUCAUGGUGGGAUUAUGGAUACCAGAUAACGGCAAUGGCCAAUCGUACAAUUCUGGUUGACAAUAAUACUUGGAACAACACACACAUUUCUCGGGUCGGUCAAGCCAUGGCAAGCACUGAAGACAAAGCCUACGAAAUAAUGAGAGAACUAGAUGUUGAUUAUGUACUAGUGAUAUUUGGAGGACUAACUGGUUAUUCUUCUGAUGAUAUCAAUAAAUUUUUAUGGAUGGUGCGCAUUGGAGGUAGUACUGACAGAGGUGCCCAUAUCAAAGAGUGGGAUUAUUAUUCACCAAGCGGAGAGUUUAGAGUAGAUAGGGAAGGUUCACAAACUCUACUUAAUUCUUUAAUGUACAAAAUGUGCUACUAUAGAUUUGGAGAGGUUUACACCGAAGGAGGAAAGCCUCCAGGUUACGACCGUGUACGUUCGGCAGAAAUUGGCAAUAAAGAUUUUGAACUCGAUGUACUAGAAGAAGCCUACACAACCGAGCAUUGGUUAGUAAGAAUCUAUAAAGUAAAAGAUCUGAGAAAUCGUGGUGUAUAAAAAU